Messenger RNA from Serendipita indica DSM 11827, 1404 nucleotides. The record is from the annotation of a GenBank genome assembly. NCBI's taxonomy places the organism in Eukaryota, Fungi, Basidiomycota, Agaricomycetes, Sebacinales, Serendipitaceae.
AUGGAUAUUUCUCAGCGACCAGCAACGCAGCGAGCCCUCUCAGGCCGCAAGUUCUCGACACCAACCCUUGCUGCAGAGAGCUGGGACGUGGAUGGGAGGAGUGGCUUCAUGCCGCCCGAACCACCAGUCGCGCGUCUCCCGGCCGAAUGGGAUGCAUGGGAGAAUAUUCUCCAGGUCGCUAUCGGUGCUCGCUUCACAGUUGGCGAUACUCCGGAUAUUACGCCCGAGGAGACGGAUCGAGCGUUGCAGUGGCGAGAGGCGGUCCAGAAUAUGCCAAUGCUAGGAACACACCGCUUGAAGAAUUCAGAACGAAAUUUGCGCCGUGCGCAUCUCGUUUUGGCGUGGAUACUACACUUUUACGUGCACACGCACGUUCCUGCGCCGACACCAAUCAUUAUCCCGGCAGUUUUGACUGUACCUCUGCUUGCAAUCUCACGGGAACUCAUACUGCCGCCGGUACUCACAUACUCUGAUACUGUCCUCUACAACUGGCGAUAUGCAGAGGGCGACCCGUCCAAGCUAGAAAGCGUCACCACAUUCACGCAAACAAAGGACGAAGAACACUUCUACCUCACUUCGGCAUACAUCGAACUCGCGGGUGUCGAAGCUCUCGGAUUGAUGCAACGCUGCUUUGACGAGGCGUUCGUCGCCGACGAGAUUGCACUCCGCCGCAUAUCUUCAUAUCUUCGCAAACUCGCCGUGGUCAUCAAACGCAUGACCAAGAUCCUCGACGCUGUCCGCGACGCAUGCGAACCCAAAAUCUUCUUCAACGACGUGCGGCCAUGGCUGAGAGGAGAAGAUAGUGGGAAACGACGAUGGAUAUUCGUCGACGAAAACGGAGAAGAAGUUGAUUUCGGAGACCGCCGGGAACUUUCGGGCCCUAGUGCCGGUCAGAGUUCGCUCAUCCAUGCAUUGGACAUCUUCCUCGGAGUAGAUCAUACACCACCACGUCGACCAGCACAUCCGACAACAACGACAGAUCAACCUUUGUCCAACGCUUCAGGUUCAAUGCACGCCAACGGUGCGAGCAAGCCGACCAAGGGCUUCCUCGACCGAAUGCUCGCGUACAUGCCACGCCAUCACCGAGCCUUCAUGAACCAUCUGAAAGUUACUCCACGUCCCAUCCGAACCCUCGUCUCUCACCACACCACCGGGGCAGGCUCAGAGCCCUCGCCCAUUACAAACGCAUACGACGCAGCGGUGCUGGCCCUCAAGGGUCUGCGGGAUGCGCAUAUUCGCAUCGCAACGUUGUACAUCAUCAAUCAGAUGCCUCGUAGUGAUACCUCGCUCGCUCAGGCUGCGGCCUCUGCAGCCACGGCCAAAGGCACUGGAGGAUCCGACCUGGUCCCCUUCCUAAAGGGAUCGCGAGACGAUACGACACGAGCUUUAAUUAAUCCGCACUAG